AUGACAGCAGACGUCUGGCUUCAGACGCUCGUUGGCGACGAGCUUCUCUUACGCAACUGGUGUGAAAGGGAUCGAAACACGACUGGUGAAUUAAUUGCUCGCGUACUUUCCGAGUACGGUCUGGUGUGGGAACCCAACGGAGCCGACGCUGACGUCUUACGCGUCGAGCAGGAAUACUUUGGCGCCGGCGGAGAGUUCUUCGUCUUGGAGCAUAAGCCUACCGCACAGAUUGUAGGUUCUGUCGGCUGGUAUCCACUGCCUCCCGAGACAAACGCGCCACUGCGGGCGGAGCUUCGCAAAAUGUACCUUGAGCGCUCUUUUCGUGGAAGAGGGUUGGGUCGUCUGCUGUUGGCCUUUGCAGAGGCACGUAUUCGCCAGACGAGCUGCGCUCCCUGGCAAGUGAUCCUCGAGUCCGCAUCAGUGCUCGAACGUGCCUGCGCACUAUACCGCCGCUCGGGGUACACCGACCUGGCGGCGGCGACGAAUCAAACCAAGCGAUGCGACGUGGUGCUGACAAAGUGGAUCGCUCCGCUUGCUCCUCUCUGUGGCGGGCCAGCGAGCCAUAGCCAUGCACCACGGCAUGAAGCCGAUAACCAGAACUGUUUGGCAUGCGGAGAGCAUGUCGACACUUGGACGCAUUCGUGUUCUGCUGUGCACUUCGCCAUUGCCAGCUGCGCGACGGCAACGUUCGGUUCGAUAGUGGCGUGGUUACCCUUAUCCUUGCGAGCGCCUGUGCCGACUUUGUGGCGAGUGACACUCUGGCUCGUCCAAAAACAGAACGCAGACGUCUCCUCUGCACAAUACAUGUGGAUGCGUGCGUCGAAUAGCGCUUCGAGUCGAGCGUCGCCGAAUCUUUCAUGGCAUUUUCUAUACUGCACGCCGUGGUACACGAUGAUGGAUGGAAACGGUGCUCAUGGCGCAUGUGCUUGUGACUGGGCGUGUGCUUGUUGUGCUUGUGGUGGCAGGUGCUGCUCGCCGUUGCCUCCGAGCUUGCGGUGCGGUGCGAAUCCGCAGCUCGCUUUUCGGCAGGUGCUUGUACCGGGACCCGCGUCUGCGCAAGUGCUUCUUCUCCCAGGGCCGCAGCAUCAAUCGCUCGUUGCUGAUCUGUGUUUGUUGCGUCUCCGUGACGUAAAGCAGCAGCGCUUUUCAGACGAUGAAGCGAUGGCUGCCGCAGAAUAUCUCUGGUGCAGGUGGGACGAACUCGCUCAGCGCAUCGCUGAAUGCGAUCCACCGAUGCGAGCGUUCCUUCAACAGGUCUGGCGUAUACUGGACACAGUUCGCUGUUCGUUUGAGCCCGUGCGAUAA
This is a messenger RNA of Cyanidioschyzon merolae strain 10D, 1305 nucleotides long. RefSeq lists its product as hypothetical. The transcript has a single exon. NCBI's taxonomy places the organism in Eukaryota, Rhodophyta, Bangiophyceae, Cyanidiales, Cyanidiaceae. The coding region runs from base 1 to 1305 and encodes 434 amino acids. The record is from RefSeq and is a predicted model, not a curated record. Gene Ontology annotation, molecular function: N-acetyltransferase activity.